AUGCACACAGCGAAGAAAUGGAUCUAUGCGAAGCCGUUCGCCAAUGAUCCAACGCUAGAGAACUUCCAAUUGGUAGAAGAACCAGUACCGGAGCUGCAGGAUGGAGAAUUCAUGAUACGGGCCAUGUACCUUAGCGUGGAUCCCUAUAUGCGAAUUUACACGCUGAACUGCCCCGUCGGAAGCACAAUGAUUGGGGGCCAAGUUGGACAGGUGAUUGAGAGCAAGAAUGCAGAAUUCCCGGUUGGAUCGUAUGCGUUUGCGCAAGUUGGUUGGCGCACGAUCUCCGUCUGUAAUCCGGCCAUGUUCGAAACGCGCAAACCGUACGUGUUGCCGGAUUUAGGCGAUCUUCCCAUCUCACUCGGUAUGGGAGCACUGGGGACCGUUGGUAAUACUGCCUACUUUGGCUUUCUGGAGAUCUGCAAGCCACAGCCAGGCGAAACGGUUGUGGUUAGCGGUGCGGCAGGUGCGGUCGGUAGUAUGGUUGGCCAGAUAGCGAAGAUUAAAGGCUGUCGGGUGAUUGGAAUUGCCGGUUCGCGUGAAAAGUGCGAGUGGCUGUUGGAACUCGGUUUUGAUGGAACGAUUAACUACAAGGCGGAGAACAUCGGGGAAGCUUUAAAGCAGCUCGCUCCAGAUGGAGUUGACUGUUACUUCGACAAUGUUGGUGGUCACACGUCCGAAGUAGUAAAGGGACAAAUGAAAACUUUCGGGCGAAUUUCUGUAUGCGGAACAAUAUCGAUGUACAAUCAGAAACCGGCUAAGGUGAUCGAUUCACAGCGGGAUUUUGUGUGGAAACAGCUGAUGCAGGAAGGGUUUAGCGUUCACCGAUGGACGGAUCGGUGGUUCGAGGGCGUCAAGCAAAACAUGCAGUGGAUUCGAGAGGGAAAGAUCAAAGUGCGAGAAACAUUCACUGAAGGGUUUGAUAAUAUGCCCAGCGCGUUUAUUGACAUGAUGCAGGGUAAAAAUAUUGGUAAAGCAGUUGUUAAAGUUUGA
Molecule: messenger RNA, 990 nt
Organism: Anopheles marshallii
Lineage: Eukaryota; Metazoa; Arthropoda; Insecta; Diptera; Culicidae
Product: prostaglandin reductase 1-like
Exons: 2
Coding region: 1-990 (329 amino acids)
Biological process (GO): prostaglandin metabolic process
Cellular component (GO): cytoplasm
Molecular function (GO): 2-alkenal reductase [NAD(P)H] activity; 15-oxoprostaglandin 13-reductase [NAD(P)+] activity
Source: RefSeq, a predicted model, not a curated record